GAGUUAUGCAGAAGAUAAUAAACAUGAAAUGAACAUGAGCUUGAGGGCUGCUAUACAAAACUUUGACAGAAAGGAAAGAGAUGCUGUGAACAAAGUUGUUCCCGCUUUGUCCAGUAAGGUAAAAGUAGUAAAUGAAGAGGUUAGCCAGCAAAAACAAACCAAGAACAUCCUUGCACAUCAACAGAAACCAAAUCCCAACACUCCCCAAAAACAGCAGAACAACAAUGAAUUCCAAAAGUCUGCAAUCGACAUUCCAGUUGAUGCGUGUCCUAUGCGCCAAAAUGACCACAACAAAGAACAAAAAACAGAGGAUAAAGUUGUUUUCAGAAAGAAGAAGGAAAAGGAGACAGAUGAGGAGCGACGACAGAGGCUCUCUGUACACAAGGAGGAGAUCAUGAAAGGAAAUGUGAAGGCAGCCAUGGAGAUCUUUGAAAAUUUACGGAAACGAGAGGAACUCAAGGUAAUCCUGUCUCAAGUACAAGAGAUAGAGGGAGAGACCAGCAAUGUAGACGUUAGCUCCUUGAAGACAUUAUUUGAAAAUGUCCCUGCUUGGAUAGUUGCACCAAGUAGAAAUGCUAAGCAAAGUAAUAAAAAAGGGGAAAAGAAGGUUGAAGUACAGACACGGGACGAUGAUCUAGAAAGCAUCUCCUCAGUUGACACGGCAUUUGAAGAUCUGGAAAAGGCAAGCAAGGAAAUUAUAAAUCUGAAGGAACAGACAUUAGCUAAACUCCUUGACAUUGAGGAGGCCAUUAAAAAGGCUUUAUACUCUGUCUCCAAUCUGAAAUCUGAGGCUGACAUCGCAGGCUUGUCGGGACUUUUUGACGAGUCUUUGAAAUCUGAGCAAAGCUGUCACCCUGCCAACAACAUCAGGAAAAUCAGUAUUGUGUCGAGCAAGGCCAAACCAGAUCAAAUUAAAGAGACAACUGAAGGGAAUGUGAAAGAAGUUUCAGCUUCAAGUCCUUCAAAACAACCAGAGGGUACUGCCAGACAAGGACACAACAAGCCUCUAAUCAGACAGAGCAGUUCCCAAUCCUCCCCGUCAUUCAUCUCCAUUCACUCUGCUGCCAGAAAGCCUACAGAACCACCAACAUCAUCCGUCACAACAUUCAAACCAGAGACAGAGGCAAAUUCUCAGAGUUGCCGUGGUGCAAACAGUCAUCAAAGCCAGGCGUCUGCUGCUGCUGAGCCCACAAACAAUUUUCACAAUCCAGCACAACGCAAAGUUAGUGUUCUUGAGGUGAAAACUGUUCCAGAGGCUCCUGUUGGAAUAAUUGGCACAAAGACUGUCAGUGAAACAUAUGAGGAGACGGAUGGCUUUGGCAACGUAUUUGUUUCAUCUAAGACUUCAACAUUCGUCACCAAGCAGUCUGAGAGCAAAACGUCUGCGUUGUUUGAAGUCGUUGGCAGUCCAGCCAGAUAUGAAGUAAUGACAUCCCCCUUGAUGCGAAGAUCUGGUCGCCCUUUUGUAGAAAAUGUGUUGAAUAAAACCAAGGAGGAUGGGACAGUGUUUGUAACAUUUAGCCAACCACCAGAAAAGCACUAAAAUGACA
This is a messenger RNA of Myripristis murdjan (pinecone soldierfish), 1550 nucleotides long. Its product is annotated as xin actin-binding repeat-containing protein 1-like. Gene Ontology annotation, molecular function: actin filament binding. The coding region runs from base 29 to 1543 and encodes 504 amino acids. Gene Ontology annotation, cellular component: focal adhesion; stress fiber. The transcript has a single exon. The record is from RefSeq and is a predicted model, not a curated record. Gene Ontology annotation, biological process: actin filament organization; actin cytoskeleton organization. NCBI's taxonomy places the organism in Eukaryota, Metazoa, Chordata, Actinopteri, Holocentriformes, Holocentridae.